Messenger RNA from Dinoponera quadriceps, 519 nucleotides. RefSeq lists its product as uncharacterized. Gene Ontology annotation, biological process: sensory perception of smell; detection of chemical stimulus involved in sensory perception of smell. The transcript is spliced from 5 exons. Gene Ontology annotation, molecular function: olfactory receptor activity; odorant binding. The coding region runs from base 1 to 519 and encodes 172 amino acids. Gene Ontology annotation, cellular component: plasma membrane. Lineage: Eukaryota; Metazoa; Arthropoda; Insecta; Hymenoptera; Formicidae. The record is from RefSeq and is a predicted model, not a curated record.
AUGGCGACAGGAACGGUAUUCAUAAUGUAUACUAAAUACGCAUGUGGGAUGUUCAGAAUAGCCAGUUAUCGCAUCGAACAAGCAAUGUUGCAUGACAUUCCUUGGAAAAUCGGUCUGAAGGAGGAGAUAAGAAUUCGUAAAGAAAUAAUUUAUGCUGUGGACAUUCAUCGAAAAGCUAUGAAGUCAAUCUUUCAGAUUGUGUCAUUGGGUGGCAACAUAAAGGAGCUCCUUCUUUACUUCACUUACAUAAAUGUUAUUCUCAUAUACAUGUUCUUAGCCAACUAUAUCGCACAAGAAAUCAUGGACCACAAUCAUCAUCUAUUCGUAACCGUGUACAACGUCCAUUGGUAUUUAGCACCUUUACACAUACAGAGGAUGAUAUUAUUUCUCAUACAAAGAAGCAACAAGUUAUUCAAAAUCAGCAUCGGGGGAAUAUUCAUAGGAUCCUUGGAGAGUUUCGCUUCGCUUAUUAGCGUGUCCAUAUCCUACUUCACCGUCAUGUAUUCCACCCAACAUUGA